Molecule: messenger RNA, 2309 nt
Organism: Pangasianodon hypophthalmus (striped catfish)
Lineage: Eukaryota; Metazoa; Chordata; Actinopteri; Siluriformes; Pangasiidae
Product: doublecortin domain-containing protein 2
Exons: 9
Coding region: 313-1785 (490 amino acids)
Biological process (GO): dendrite morphogenesis; intracellular signal transduction; cilium assembly
Cellular component (GO): microtubule; axoneme; microtubule organizing center
Source: RefSeq, a predicted model, not a curated record
GCUCGGCGUCAGUUCUGCGCGCGCUGCGCGGUCACCUCUCCGGUUUAUUGUCUCUGCUUAGUAUUUUAUUUGAUUUUUAUGUAUUCUUUAAGUUAAUUAAUAUGGAGUGAUGGUAAUUUAAACACUGCACGAUGAUAAUGGCGUGCGCGCGACUGCCUUCGGUAAUUUCCAGUAACCUUCGACUCACUAUUUGGAACAGAGAUUUAAUUCCGCGCACUUUAUUUAGCGUGAAAUCCAAUAGCGGAUUUUCUGAUUUGUUUAUUUGUUAUUAACUUUAUAAAUUUAAUUUUAAAAAAUAAAUAAAUAAAAGUGAUGUCUGGUGAGAAGCCGAACUUCCGCGCGCAGCCGGCGGUGAAGAGCAUCUUCGUGUACCGGAACGGGGACGCGCACUCGGAGGCGCGGCGCGUGCUCAUACACGAGAAGCGCGUGUGCGACUUCGAGACGCUGCUGCGCGAGGUGACCGGGCGCGUGCGCGCUCCGUUCGGCGCCGUGCGCUGCAUCUACACGCCCAGAGCCGGACACCGCGUGCACGCGCUCGAGCAAGUGCGCCACGGCGAGCAGUACGUAGCGGCGGGGAAGGAGACGUUCAAGAAGUUAGACUAUAUGCAGAUCGGAAGCAGGAAGAAACGGAUGCUCCAGAACAACGGACUGGUGAAAGCUGCACCACAGAACCGGAUUAUCGUCUCGGCCCGAUUCCUGAAGCCCAUCAAAGAGCCGUGUGCAAUAUUUGUUGUUGCUAACGGAGACGUGCUGAAUCCAGCUGUGAGGUUUCUGGUUCCUAACCGCCUGCUUGGUCAGUUUGAACGAAUCCUGGAGAUGAUCACAGAGAAAAUGGGGCUGAGGAUUCUAGGAGGAGUGCGCAGUCUGUGUUCGUUCGAGGGAGUUCCUGUAACAGACGGGAAAGAGCUGGAAAACGGGCAGUUUUACGUGGCAGUCGGCAGAGACAAAUUCAAAUGUCUGCCUUACGCUGAUUUGCUGUUCACCAAACCUGUGGGCAUGAGGAGGAUCGCCAGAUCAAAAGCAGCCUCUCUUCCACCUAUUUACAAAUACACAAGACAAAACGAGGAUGCAGUUAAUGGUAUGAGCAAAUCGAAUCACAGCGACGAAGUGAAGAUCACUGAGCCAGCGGCGUCUCUGGUGCGACAGAUUUCCCAGGCGAGACUCAUGGCCAUAAGGAAGAAACGGAGCAGCCUGACCAAAUCAUACAGCACCCAGGAUAACGAUGACGCAGAUCCUAAACCCGAAGGCAAGGACGUGGAGAGCGAAGAAAAGCCUGCGGAAGAAGAGAAUUCAUCAGCUGAGCAGGUGUACGGCAGUGAGGACAUAGCAGCUGGAGAGGAAGAGGCAGCAGCACAAGAGGAAGAGGCAGCAGUAGAGGAAGAGGCAGCACAAGAGAAAGAGGCAACAGAAGAGGAAGCGGCAGCAGCACAGGAGGAAGAAGCAGCAGCACAAGAGGAAGAGGCAGCAGAAGAAGAAGCAGCAGCACAAGAGGAAGAGGCAGCAGAAGAAGAAGAAUCAGCAGGGUCAGAGGAAGAGGCAGCAGCAAAAAAGGAAGAGGCAGCGGCGGAGGAAGAGGCAGAAGCAGCAGAGGACGAGGCAGCAGUGGAGGAGGAAGCAGCAGUGGAAAGAGAGGCAGAAGCAGAGUUAGAUGCGGCAGUGGAAAACGAGGGAGCAGGAGAGAAUGAGGCAGCAGGAGAACCCGAGGAACCCGCAGGAGAAACGGGAAACGGGGAGGGGGCGGGAGACGACACGGCAGCAGGAGGAGGAGGAGGAGAAGAAAGCUAAGAGAAGAAUAUACAGAUAAAUUAACAAUAUACAGAUAAAUUUAGCAACAGCGUAAGAAAUGAUAGUGCUUAAUAUUUUAUUCAUUUUUAAUAGGUGACAAUGAGAGAAGUCCAUAUAAGGUAAAAUGAAAACAUAUUCACAUAUGACAUUAGCAUUAACAGAGAAUAUACAACUAAUUCAAACUUUCGGGAGAAUAUAGUAGGCGUGUCUUUGACUCCAGACAUGGAAAUGAGAAGUGGAAUAUGGAAAUGGGGCCGUAUAUGAACGUGUGGUGUAAUAACGUCAGUCUGAGCCAUAGCGGGUGUGUGUGUGUGUGUUGGUUUUAGUUAUGUCAUGGUGAGUGAACGUGUCGAGUUGUGAUGUAACAAAUGCUGCUUUAUUUUAUACACGUAAAAAUGAUCUAAUAUUUACAAAGGUGUAUUUUGGUAUGGCACAUCAUUAUUCUGUGUAGAUCUGUUAAUCAUCCUGAAUAAAAAGAAUUAAUAAAUAAAAAUAAUAAAUAAAGUUAUUUCGUCAUGUAUUUG